Molecule: messenger RNA, 1783 nt
Organism: Lytechinus variegatus (green sea urchin)
Lineage: Eukaryota; Metazoa; Echinodermata; Echinoidea; Temnopleuroida; Toxopneustidae
Product: protein odd-skipped-related 2-like
Biological process (GO): embryo development; regulation of transcription by RNA polymerase II
Cellular component (GO): nucleus
Molecular function (GO): RNA polymerase II transcription regulatory region sequence-specific DNA binding; DNA-binding transcription factor activity, RNA polymerase II-specific
Source: RefSeq, a predicted model, not a curated record
AUGAAGAUGAGAUCUAAAUUUGUUCUUCUUCUCUUCCAUCUUAACUCUGCAGAGCUGAAGAAAGCCAAGCCAUCAGGACCACCAACACCUCCUCUAACACCAACAAGUCAGAACCAACUGACAACCCUUCAUCACCCUAGUCCUAUCCAUCUACCAAAUGCUCUAGCCUGUGGCGCAGCUGGUACCCUCAAAGGUGCUGAACAUGUCCCUUUCUUACCCCUUGGUGCAAUCAGUACUGCUGCAUGGACACAGGGUCUCGCAACCUGGCAGGUGCCACCUGGUGCCAUCACAGCACCACCAAGUGCCUCACUGACGGUACCAAAUCCAAACAGCACAUUGAGGCGCCUAGUACUCAACGGUUCCUCAUCGGUGCCAUCCUCUCGCCACCACACAUCAUUGGGGUCAUCAUCGGCACCGCCAAAGAAAGCACCUAAGUUUGACUUUGCUCAUCUGGCCAUUGCCGCGACUCAACCUUGCAGUGCCGAUAGUAGCAAGACGCGGUUGGUGCCUUUGCAACCAACCGAGAGGCGCCGGGGUAGAGGACCAAUGAGAGCUAAAAAAGAGUUCAUCUGCAGGUUCUGUGGACGUCAUUUCACCAAGUCAUACAACCUUCUGAUACAUGAAAGGACCCAUACUGAUGAAAGACCAUAUUCUUGUGAUAUCUGCCAUAAGGCAUUUAGAAGACAAGACCAUCUUAGAGACCACAGGUACAUCCAUUCUAAGGAGAAACCAUUCAAAUGUGGAGAGUGUGGUAAAGGAUUCUGUCAGGCAAGAACCCUAGCUGUUCAUAAAACCCUUCAUAUGCAGCAAUCGCCUCACAAGUGCGCCACCUGUGGACGGACCUUCAACCAACGUAGUAACCUAAAGACGCAUCUUCUAACCCACACAGACAUCAAACCUUUCAACUGUCCUAACUGUGGAAAGGUCUUCAGGCGGAACUGUGACCUGAGGCGACAUAGCUUUACCCAUAACGAGUGCGUAGGUGCUAUCCAGGCUGCAGCUGCAGCGGCUGCUGCCGCUGCUGCUGCUGCCGGCACAGGGCCGAUGACAAACAACUCGAUGAACAAUGGUGGUGCUACACUUGUAGAGGUUGCAAAUUAAUGAACAAAAUAUAACUGUGUCAAGAAAUCAAACAGAGAAUGAAUGCAGCACUUCUGAGGGCCACCGUUGAUGAAUGUAAAAGAUGAGUACUCGAAGUAUUCCCAUCUUGAUACAAGAGCCUUUCCAGCAUUUUAGCAUCCAAGCUGGCCAAUGUUUAUGUACACCCUUUAUGACUGUCUGGUACAGCAGAGUUUAAACUUGAGAUCAUUACAUUGACUACUUCACAUAUAUCAAAUUAAUUGUAUUAUAGACUGUGAUUGAUUUUGUUAAUGUGUCAUCAUAUGAGAAUAUGUGAUUUAUUGAUUAUAUAAAUACAGAAUGAAUUAUCUGGUUAAUCCAAUGCAACCUGAAAAAUAUAUUACCGUUUGUAAGUCAAUUAUCAUUGACAAAAUGCUUCUAAAACAUUAGAAUUCAAUUUGCUAAAGUUUGUCAAUAUUUCAUUGUAUUCAAGGGCGAUAUUGAUACACUAACUCGGCGAUGAGAGUGCAUAGAUCUUGUAAAUUGUAUGUUGUUUUUUGUAUGAAUAUUUAUAAAUAUAGCCACUUGAAGUCAUUAGCCAAGAAAUAGUUAAGAUUACUUACUGAAAUCUAAUAUUGUUAUUACUACAGGUGCUAGCAUUCUUCCUUAUUAUUUGAUCCAUUUUUGUAGAAAAGUAUAUGAGCGUAUCUCUUGCAAAUUGAAG